Penaeus vannamei (Pacific white shrimp) is the source of this 2369-nucleotide messenger RNA. The record is from RefSeq and is a predicted model, not a curated record. NCBI's taxonomy places the organism in Eukaryota, Metazoa, Arthropoda, Malacostraca, Decapoda, Penaeidae.
GGUGUUGCUUUAAUUAGAAAGGUCUUACCCGUUGGCUUACACACCUCAGCUGCCACCAGCUACUUAUUUGCAUAUGGGAACGCGAAUAUGUGCGUGUGUGUGUGUGAAGUACGAGUACAAGAAUGUGUGCGGAAAGACAGAACGUAUAUAUGUUCGUGUAUGUGUGUGUAGUACGUGUAUGACAGAGAUGGGAAGCGAGUUCAAAUCGCUCUUAAUUCAACUUUAGCUUUCUCUUCCACUGUCUCAUUUUAUUACUUUCUCUUUAUUCGCUACUCCUGUUAAUCAUUAUCCACUCGGGUGUGGGGGAACCACGGCGGAAGAAUGUUUUACGGCCAGUUUGUUAAACAUCGCAAUUCGGAAUAGCCCACAUACUCAUCAUUUUGCUUGCGGCCAGUCCGAAAGGUUCAAAUAAAUUUGUUAAAUGAGCAUAAAUUGCGUUGGGCCAAGCACCAUUCACUUUGAGCCUGGCCCCAAACGUUCGUCGUUUUCGAACAGUUGGUACGCCUGUUCUCCUGUAAGUUGAAGUAAACGGCGCUCGGUGUUGGCUGCUCAGCGGGAAAAGCGAAUUCACCUGUCGGGGGAUCAGGGGGAGAGCAUCCUUUCUCUGAUAGUUGCCACAAAUCAGCUAUUCUGGGAAAAAUGCGUGAUCCCGCUAGCACUACUAGGAAGCAAGAGGCAUGGGAGAAAGUCACCGGGAGCUUCAACGCGCUGUAUCCUCAUCUCCCGCCCAGUUGAAGCCGCCAUUUGAGUACAUCCGCACCAAGUAAGUUUACUACUGUUAAUCACUUUGCAUUAUAUUUACGUCUGUUAUGCUCAACCAGGGUUACAUGGCUCGUGGGAGGAUCUGUGAGUCCAAGGCGAGAACGUUUGCAAAGGAGAAUUUGCCUGUCAUUUUCAGAUUCCUCUACUGUUUCCAGUGUUUUUUUCGCAUUUUACAUUUAAUUAGUUUCUGAAAAUAUGCAGUUCAGAUUAAACAAGUAUAUUUUCAUGAAAAUAAUUAUUCAAUAAUGGAGGAUUAGAUCAAGCUAAGGCCAUAACGGAAGGAAUGUGACCUUGAUAUUUAAAACCACUGAAAUAUUUUUUCACAUUUUUUCAUGUGCUGAUUAUUUUUAAAUAUAAUUUUCCACAAAUGUAUAAUUAAUAGAUGGAGCGUUAGGUAACUAAUUGUGUGUAUACCAGUUGCAGAUCUUAAUUUUGUUAUAGUAGUUACCAGUGAGUGCAACAUCCAUACCUAUAAAUAUGAAUUACUCCUGAAGCUGAAUUACAUCAUCAUAAAGUCCCUCCCUCCUUGCAACACUUUUCUUCCUAUUUUCAUUAUACUUUCUUGUGGUUAUCUGAACGAUUUAUGUAAGCAUAUAUUUAUUUGUGGGUCUUUUCAAAUACUUUGUCUCACUUUGUCUCAGCAUUUAUAUCCGCAAACGGUCUGCUACGGGAGGUGGUCCUCCACCAAAACCUCCCAGAUACAGUCCACUCGCUGUGCUUCUUCUCUUUGAAUGGAGAAUGAACUUGUGUACGCUAAGCAGUAUGACUGCUGUCAACCAGCCAGAUAUUCUGAUUUUGCAAGAGAAGGAUACAGAAUGGAUUGAUGAAGAAAAUGUUGAUGACCCUCCAGCACUAACAGACAACUUCAAAGCAUCUCCUUCACCAUCUCCAUCUCCAGGUCCUUCUAACCCUUCAUCUGGUGUACCUUCUCGCAUGCCUACACCAGAUCCAAGACCACUGCCUCCUGUAGUUUCUCCUUUCACUUCGCAGCAGAGAGAGGGCAGAAAAAGAAAACUUAGCACAGAGAGGAAAAAGUGCUAUGCUAACAUCAACAGCCGUCAGGAGGAACUCCAUUAAGCACAGCUGAGCCUCACAGAAGAAACUCAGCACCAACUUAGAGAAACAUGUAGUUCUGUUAGAGCUGCUGCCCAAGAAGCACAACAUGCCUUUGCCUCUAUUGCAAAUGACUCCAAGCGUGUGGCCGAUGGAGAUGUGUCAUUUCUGAAGGAAGCAAGAACCUGAUGAACUCCAAUUUUGAAGAAAAGGAGUAUAUUGUAAUGAUAACGAAGAGUCACUUUUGACUUAUACCCUUCCAGGAAUAUAAUCUUCAUUUUCUUCUGGUAUAUACCAAUAAAUAAUGUAAUAAUCAAGUGUUAUUUUUAUGAUAAACCAUUUUCAUUUAGAGCAUAUUUAUAACCUUUAUAAAAAUGUAUAUCCUUCUUUAACUAGUAUGUAGUGAAAUAAACCUGCAGUCAAGGUAAAACGACAUAUGUGCUUUGAUUAUUAUUUUUUUUAUUUUAUUAAACCAUUUAAAAAUAGCAUGAUGCUAGUAAAUAUAAAGGUAAAGUAUCAAUAAGCAAUAGUGGACUAAGUUAUUUUAUGACAAU